Messenger RNA from Wyeomyia smithii (pitcher-plant mosquito), 18074 nucleotides. It is a transcript of the gene bma, whose product is annotated as SCY1-like protein 2. Gene Ontology annotation, biological process: protein phosphorylation. NCBI's taxonomy places the organism in Eukaryota, Metazoa, Arthropoda, Insecta, Diptera, Culicidae. The record is from RefSeq and is a predicted model, not a curated record. The coding region runs from base 1216 to 4221 and encodes 1001 amino acids. The transcript has 21 exons. Gene Ontology annotation, molecular function: ATP binding; protein kinase activity.
ACUGAGCUGAGCGGUCGCAAUUUGGAAGUGAUUCUUGUGCGGUGAUCUUGUCGGUAGUUAUAUUCACAGUGUUUGCCACCUGUCUGUUCUUGGAGUGCUAUUGGUGGGAUCAAAGUGUGAAAGUGCUCUGGUUAGCGAAAAAAAAGAGAGAAUAUAUUACAGCGUAAAGCCCGCCGAGGGCAAUUCCAGGAGAGCAGUCAAAUUCUGCACAAAGCGAUUUGGUAGUUUCUAAAGAUUUUUUUCAUUUGAUAAUUGUACACCGAGAAAGCAAAUUUGGAGUAAUUCAAUUUUGUUCAAGUGGGAGCGAGAGAUUCGUCAUCGAUUGUCUUUUGUGUGGAAGAUAUUUUUUCCCUGCGUGCUAUCAGUAUCAAAUUAUAAAGUGAAAGUAAGCUUUUCGCCUGAAACCUACCUGAAUUCAAGAAAGAUAACUAGUACUGAUUGCGGCGGAUUUAUAAUUAAAAUACUUUGAUUGAUGAGUUAGCUGGUUGCUGUAAAUGAUGUGCUAACGUAAAAGUUUUAAACAGAGUGUGAUAGAAUUUUCCGUACCCGUGAAAAGGAUAUUUUGACUGCUUGCAAGCUGCGUAACGUAUAUCAGUCGAGGCUCGGAGCGAACUUCGUCUCGUAAAACAUUGGAAAAAUAUAAAAAGUUGAACGCUGUCAGCAAUUUCGAACAACGCACAGCCAAAUUGCAUUCACGACUGACGGCACAGCAGCAGAAAUCGGCCAGCCAAUGGAAAACAAAUAAUUCGUGUGACAAUUGCGUGAGUGUGCACAUGUGGGUAUAAUCUUGUGUGAAGAAUGAUGAUACGGUGUCUGCAUUUAAUGGAAAAAUAAUAAUUAUCGUUUCGCGACAUAAUUACAUCGUAACAGCGCGAUUCCGCUCGAACAACAAUGCUGAACAGUGCCGGAAGGAAGGUGUAAGAAAAAAAUCGCUUGGGAAAUUCAUGCACUGAAUUGAAACAGAACGAAACUAGUCGAAAAAGCUGCUCCACAGGCGGUUGCUAAAUUGCUCACCCUCCGCGAACUACAAAACACGCGUUCAAGCGAAAGCAACGCGUGAAACGGGAUAGGAGAGAAAAGUUGUAUCCUCGUAGCUUUGUGUCUGAUCCGUAUUGUGGCGUAUGAGAUUUCUGCCAGCCCGAUAGAGCAACUCAUCGUUCCAGCACCGGUGUCCCAGGAAAGCCUUUCAACAUUCCGCUUUUCCAAUUAAAUGUUAUGCCGGCCGCGACCAUGUUUUCCAAGUUCAAAAGCAGCAGCACGAGCGCCCCGCCGCCCAACCCGUACGAUAACAAUCCGAUUACGCAGUACUUUGAAAUUGGAAAACAGGUCGCUUGCGCCGGCCCGGAACUGGUGUGGAAAAUUCACGAGGGCUACCGGAAGACGGACGGAAAGGAAUGUUCAAUAUUUGUGUUUGAGAAGCGUACCGCAGAGAAAUUACACAAACCCAAACGGAAAGACAUGGUAACGGAGAUCCUGCGGGCAUCCGUUAAGCAGUUGGAACGUUUUCGGCAUCCGAAGAUCCUGCAAAUAAUGCAUACCGUCGAGGAAAGCUCGGAAACUCUCUCGUUUGCUACCGAACCAGUCAUCGCCAGUCUAGCGAACGUUUUAGCAUAUCAGGAAAGUGCCGGCAUGGUUCCUGGACCACCAAGCACUGGAGCAUCACAACAGCUGCAGAAUAGUUCUCCUUCCAACCGGCCAACGCAUGCCAAAGAGUACACUUUUCUGGACAUUGAACUAAAAUACGGAAUAUUACAGAUAACGGAAGCACUCUCGUUCCUGCACUACUCCGGUCAGCUGAUACACCGGAACGUGUGUCCAUCGUCAAUUCUAAUCACGAAAAAGGGCACCUGGAAGUUGGCCGGUUUCGAAUUCACCGAGCGAGUCAACGAAACCGACGCAACGGAUCCGGUCCCUUGCCAGUCCUGGUCGACCAGAACAUCAAAAAUGGUGCAACCUAAUCUGGAUUACAUGGCGCCCGAGAAUCAAAUCAACUCAAACUGCAGCAUAUUGAGCGACAUGUUCUCGCUCGGUAUGGUGAUAUGUGCAAUUUUCAAUCACGGGAGACCGUUAAUACAGUCGGGGAAUUCACCACCUGCGUAUCUAAAGCAGAUGGAGAUGCUAGACGAGGCGGUACACAACAUCCUGCCCCGGAUACCAAUUCCCCUGCAGGAGGCCACCACCCGAUUGCUGAAAAAGUCCCCGGGAGCCAGGCCGACAGCCCAGCUGUUGACACUCAUCAAGUACUUUAGCGACCCAGCGGUUCAGGCAUUGCAAUUUCUGGACGUCAUCAACAUGAAGGAUCCCACCCAGAAGACCCAUUUCUAUCGGAGUACUCUGCGAGAAGUGCUUCCAUUCGUCCCACGGAAAUUAUGGUGGCAGCACAUCUGGCCUAAUUUGCAGCAGGAAAUGCGUGCUGAUGAAGUGCUAGCCGCGGUACUGCAGCCCGCUCUAACAUUGGUCCAAGAAUCUUCUAACUCCGAAUACGAAGCAAUCAUUUUACCAACCUUCAAGACUGUUUUUGUAGCCCCUAAGUCUAUACAGGCAACCGUAGCGUUACUAGAGAACUUACACAUAAUCCUAGAGAAAACACCACGAGACGACAUUAGGACGGAGGUGCUACCGUUGCUGUUCAAUGCGCUCGAAAGUACAACGAUACAGGUGCAGAGUGCCGCACUGGUGGCGGUGACGAACGUGUACGACUAUCUGGACGAUAUCACAAUCAAGAAACUGGUGCUGCCGAAGCUGAAAUCGGUGUUCGAGAAAAACCAAAGCGAUCUCAAGAUCAUGGGCAACGUGCUGCAGUGUGUCGAAAGGACGCUGGAUAAACUCGACAAGUCGCAGAUUAUAGACGAAGUGCUGCCAUUGCUGCUCGAGGUUAGGUUGACGGAUCCGGACAUCAUAGUACGAGUCGCUAAUAUCUACCGAAUUAUGCUUUGUGAUAAGAAGUACGGUCUUACGGUGAACAUCAUGGCCACUAAAGUGAUGCCCACUCUUCUGCCGCAGACUGUCAACCCUUCACUUAACCUGGAGCAGUUCAUGAUCCUUUUAGAGGUAUUGCAGGAAAUGCUUGACCAAAUUGACAGACACCAGCGCAACAAGUUGAAGUUGGAUAACCUGUCGCUGCCAUCCCCCGACCGGCACCGGCCAUUGCGCCAUCAAUUCUCCUCCGACAAUAUGAACGUACAGCAGUUUAACAUCCCUAACUUGCGAAUCGACCAGCGAAAGACUUCCAGUGCCGAGGACAUGGCACGGAAGAACUCUACAGGUACCCGAAGAGGUUCGGGUGCUCUAGGUAGCUGGUGGUUCGGUGGAUCGCCUUCCUCCCCAGACAGUAACUUCCUGCGGGUGGUCAAUGCCUUCCCCAACCGACGCCUAUCGGACAAUACGCUCAUGACACCAAAGAUACGAAUUGCACCAUCGUGCGCAUCCUCGCCGGGUGGUACUCCGGGUGGUGGUUUACCUAUCCGGCGUCAUUCCAGUAUUGGUCCGCAGGAGAGACGAAGUUCUAAUAUUAAUUUAUCACCACCAACCGGCUUCAGCGCACGUGGCGGCUCCGGUUCGAGUCUUUCAGUGCCUGCCACUUCCGCUUCUUACGUACUUUCACGGAGCAUGAUCGGCGGCUCGAUGCCAAAUACGUCUAGUAGCGUGCCGUUCCUGCUCUCGUCCAGCAUGCAAUCGAUCCGCAGCCGCCGCACCUCGACGGUGCUCACCUCUGGCCCGCUCGGGUCCGGAUCGGGGCUGCUGCAGCAGCUCGGUUCCGGCAUGGUAAGACAACUGACUGGUUACGGUGGUGGCUCCGGUGCCGCAAGUCCGGUUCAACAGUCUCUUUUCAAUGGAAAUUCUAGUAGUCAAACUCGAAGCAAUUAUCGGCAAUUGUACACCCUAAUGACCAAAGAUAGAUUUGGCUGUCCGCCAACGGCACCAGCGCCCGGGACAGCAGCAACAGCACCGCCACAAAUCACUGCAACCAGUAGCAAUAGCAUCAGUGUGUGCACUGCACCCGUCGCUCCCGGCUCAGCAUCCCCCGUGAUAGCCGUGCAACCAGUUGCCACUAGUUUAAGUAACAGCCUGAACGCCCUCAAUCAGCAGCCUUCGAAACCACCGCGAGGGUCGCUACAACUGUUCGCCUCCAAUACUAGUACUUCCUCCUCUACCAUCUACGUCGGCACAAUAAGUAAUACUGCCCGGAAGUCACCAAUUGGAGGGUGUGCUAAACGUUGAAAUUUAGUAGAUUAUGAGUUUGGUAUCGCAAGUAUUGCAAUCUGGAGGGUCUCAUAAUCUAAUCUAUACUUUUCUAAUCUAUCAUGAGCUUUUAGUUGGCUUGCAAACUAUGGCGAAUGAAAUUUGGUUUGCAUGACGCAAGCACCUGCAGAUUAGUAGCAAUUUAGAAAUCAUCCUCCUUCACAUUUCAUGGGCAUACCUAAAAAAUAACAAAACAGAAACAACAAUAAAUGGACAACAGUCAAUCAAAUAGUAUUUAUUUUAAGUGACCAUUUAGAAACAAAUAGAAAAACAAACAAAACAGAUCAAUGUUCAAUGUUGACAGAAAACGUAAUAUUUUAAUAACAGAUUUUAUCACAGUAUUGUACGGGCAGGAACCCAGCACACAGAUACUAGUUGUUUAUAUAUUGUGAACAAAAAAAACGGAAUAUUGAACAAAUCACAACCGUAUAUAUGUUCAUUGCUUCAGCAAGCGGUGCACUCGUAUUGUAAAGAGCGAAAAAAAAGUCGUACAAUCAUAAAAUGAUACGAGCACAGCAAAAAAAAGCUGUCACGCAGGCCGUGAAUCAUGCGUUAUAAUACUCCAUACAAUAAAAAAGGAACAGGAUUUUAUUAUUUCGGACAAUUUCGCUAUGCCAGUCUGCGAUAGCUCCUAAAAUGAUUUUAGCAGUUAUUUUAUUUUUUUGACAUUUCAAAUUAACCUUCUCCAAUUUGGAGCUUUAGCUACCAUCUCAACUAUUAGUUUUCGACCAGCUAAAGCUACUUUCCGCAGCCCUAACACUGAACGGCUGAACGCAUUCUCACAAACAUUUCUGCAGCACAUGUAUUGUUUACUCAAACCUUUGCGCUUCAGUUCAUCGAAAUGAAUCGGACUGUACAGCGAAAAUAUUUCAUACAUUUUCGAUGCAUGAACGCACAAAAAAUAAUAUUCUAGUACACACAACUGAGAGUGCAAAUAACUCGUUUUUUUUACCCAUUGAUCGAUAUACAAGUAUCGAUUGGUGUUCUACAUGCACACGCACUGAACAAAAAGUGUGAAUUAAGGUAUUUGUAUUGUUGCUCGCGAACCGUUUUGCAUUAAUGAAAACAAGCCAGCAUAAUUGAAGCAGAUUUAUUUUACAUACGCAAAAAAAAUGUUGCCGCAUUACGUAGCUUACAAAACGCACUUCAGGGAGCGGGGGCCUAGUGUGGUUGGUAACGUCUCCGCCAACCACACUCGACGCCUGGGUUCGAAUCCCACCGCCGACAUAGGUGUCGAUGGUUGUGAGGUGGCGUGAUCCACUCACAACCAACCCAACUGGUCUAGAUUCAAUUCUAGCCGACACCGGGAGAUUUUCUGAGGCGAAAAAUCUCUGGGAUCACGCCUUCCAUCGCAUGAGGAAGUAAAGCCGUUGGCGCCGGUCCGUUAAUAAACGGGUCGUGAGUUAGGGACCUGGGUGUGGAGUCGCCUCCUUGGGCGUCGGUAAUUGGCCACAACAGUGGCGGAAAUAGACCGACGGAAAAUAAGCGAGAAUAAAAAAAAAAACGCACCUCAAUAGAAGUCUCGCAAAUAGCUAUGAUACUAAGCGCCUCCUUCGGCUGGAGACGCGCGGUUAUCCACUUCUAUUUGAUUGACAUUCGUAAAACUGAUUUUUUUAUAGUGUCUUUCAUGAAUACGCUCUGAUGGACUAAUAAAACAAAUCGGUCGGUAAAAAGAAGCAACUCUAGCUCACACAUUCUGUUCCGUUCAAAGUCAGUGAAUGGUUGCCGGUGAUGCGGCACGGUCCGGAUUAUUGCCUUCUGCCAAUAAUAGUCUACAAAUCCGUAUCGGAUACCAUCUUUGCUGCGUCAUAAUCAUCAAAGGAAAUCGGUAAUCUUUUGCCUCUCGAGCUCUUUAUCCAUAAAUUAAACAUGCAUGUGUUUCGGUCGGACAUGUGCUCUUUUGCACGUGUUGCACAUCAGUAAGAAGUAAGAAAGUUUUAAUCAUACGGUUUGGUUCAAAUACUUGAAAGGUAAUGAAAACUUCACCCGCAAAGAUUAUUUGCUAAUAUUCACUGAACCGGCAGUUGUCCGGUUUUCUCUCUUGACUUGGCUUUUGACUAUCUAAGGAAAAAACAUUUCUACUUCGACAAUGCCGUCUGUUCGAGACUGUUCAAAUUACUGUUUUACUAAACAGUUUACGGCUUCUUUCAUAGAACAAUAAUUUUGCCACAAUACCUCAACAUGCAUUGUUGCUACGUUUACAGAACGAACAUUUUCAUUUAUUAUUGGUUAUCUCAGAAUCCAUUCCAUACCUGUUCCAAGUAGUGUUUACGUAAAAAACUCUCGGUCAACAAAGGAUGGGCUUAGAGCACUAUUGAUUGAAGCGCGGAACGAAACUUUACGAGAAGGUUGUUUGUUUAACACGUAUUUCGUCGUAAUGUCUAUUCAGUAUCGGUUGCUACUAUGCAACACUUAUUGAAGAUUCUAACGAUUUUCGUCGAAAAUCUACUAUAUAAAAAUAAAAUUCCAUAACGCAGAUCUUAUCGAUAUUAUUUCCGCCGUUUCUGAGGUAUGAAGUAAUCACUACCAUUUUAAACUGUUCUGAAUGAAAAGAAGUAAGCAGUGACAUGUAGUUUUUAUUACAUGAAAAUGUUCGUUGAUUUAAGGAAAAUUGAUAAGUAUCUGAUUAGUAAAAUUUAAGAUUUUAUCACAAAAACUACAUGAAACAGGCGAUAUCUCCCAGCUAGUCUCGAGGUACGAUGCUCGGGAGAGACUGUUAGUGUCAGUAGAAUCGUAGCUCUAGCCCCGCAAUUGUCCUGUACACUUGACAGUCGGCUGCGAAGUCUGUGUAUAGUAAAACAGAAGGUCGAAUUCCGAUACAGAAUGUAGCACCAAGGCUUUGCUUUUUUUACAUGAAACAGGCAAAAUCAUGACUUUGUAUGCUCAGUUUGCCUUUAAAUUAAAAUUCAAGGCAAUGACAUGUAAUUAUUUUUGCACUGAAAUUUUGGUUGAUAUUCGGGAAGAACAUUUGAGGAAAAAUAUUAGAUAUCCGAUUUCAAAAAAUUAAGAUGUUAUUUACAAACCUACACGCAAAAGUUAGACUGUGCGUAACCACAUCAAUAUUGCGUCUUUUCAGAGCAUCUUUUGUCCUGUUUCGGAACCACUACAACGAAUGUGUGUUAACGCAUUUGGUGCUCUAGCGAAUGUUCAAUGUAUUGGACGGCUCAAAAUCAAAACACUUUUGAAGUAUUAAUUGGUGCUGGUAUUGCCCCAGGUAUAAAUGACAGUUCUAAAAGGUAUGCUACAUUUUUGUCUAUCCACGCAAACAAACAAAUCUCGUUAUGAAAAUUUUCGCGUUUUGCAUGGAAUUCGGAACAUUUUCGAAAAUUUCUCGUUUUAUAUUGUUUUAUAUUUGAUUUUUUUUGGUUGGAGAGUGAAUCUCCAGUUGAAACACACUAUAAAUUGAUAUUAUUUUAGAUUUAGUGUGAAAAAUUGCGACAAUAUGUCGAAAUAAAAUACUUAAAAAUGCUAUAUGUCUAAUAGUUGGAGCAUAAUCUUAGUCAUUGUCCUAGCUCAUGACUUUUGUUACUGUAUUAAACAUAAGCGACUCUAUUUAGAAGCGCUAUUAGAGUACAGGAAAAAAACGAAAAGUGCAAAAAGGUUACCGGCAAAAUGAUGAAAAACUGCAUAUUUUACCUAAACCCCAGCAUGUUUAUGUAUUUCUCACAAAUAAAACAUGUUUCAACAUCAUUUCUAUAACUAUUCAAGAAAGUAUGUUUUAAAAGUUUAGUUUAAAAUGUAAAAUCAUUUUAAAUCUCAUACAAAAUUGGAAAAAGUUGAUAACGCUCACUAAUACUAAUGCAUCGACGUGAAUAACAUACCUUCAAGAACUGUCAUUUAUACCUGGGUAUUGCCAUGAUGAUUUGUACUGGUAUUGGUAAUAUUUUUUAGAAUGCUGCUAUCGUUAAAGUAGUGCAAGCAGUAAUCAAUACUGAUGAUCUAGGUAAAUGCAAAUAUGAACUGAUCGAUUCACUAUCAUGAAUCCGGUCAUUCGAAAACAUACAUUGGCGCUUGCACAGCAGUGUGUGUAGUUAGGGAUGAGCAAUAGAAUAAGGCGGCAGCGGAAUGUGAUACGAUAUAGAUUGUGGAACAGUACCACCGUCCCCCGUAGUUUAAUUGGUCAAAACACCAUGCCGGAGACAGGGAGAUUGCGGGUUCAAGUCCCGUCGGGAUGCGGUAUAUUUCUCCAAAUCUGUAUCAUAUUUCCAGUUCGCUUAAUUUUCGUUCUCUCUACUUCAUAUACUGUCUGCUUAAUGAACUUGCGUGUUAACGGGAAAAAGCCGUUGUUAAAAAAUAGAAAUUCAGUUCGAAAAAUACAUUGGAUUUGUUUAAAACAUUUUGCAGUUAACAACGACUCUGGUUUUAUUCAUAUGCAUUCGGUUCCACGUCACUGGCACCAGCGUAAAUUCUGUUGCAACAGAGCUCGCCAUUAGCUGUUUCGGUUGCUGACGGUGAUUAGGGAUGCACGAGCCUUUGAUACGCACCGACUCGCGAAAGUAACCAGCGGUUUUUUGAGCACCCCAUAACUGAUCGUUUGCCCGAAACAUGUAAAAUCAUACAUGAUAAUGACAAACAUUUCAACCAAAUCUGAAUGUUUGAUUCGAAUGUAGUACACACAAAGUGAUGUUUUUAAAUAUCCCUAUUUGGCGUAAAAAAACAAUAGCAUCUCCACCCUAUUCUUACUUACUUUACUUUACUUUACUUUGUUGGCCAACGGACCGUUCACCGGUCUAGGGCCGAACGAAUUAAAGAUGUCCAGCUUCUUCUGUCUUGGACAGCCGUUCUCCAGUCUCCUCGUACACCAGCAGAUCGUGCAUCUCCUUCCACCGCGCACAUCCACCGCGUGCGAGGUCUAUCACGGAGUCUACGGCCUCUUCCUGGUUCUCUACUGAAGAUAGUUUUGGCGGCUCUCUCGUCAGGCAUUCUGGCUACAUGUCCAGCCCACUGAAGCCUGCCCCGCUGUAUUACCUUCACUAUAUCAGCAUGUUUGUAUACCUGGUACAACUCGUGGUUCAUGCGUCUGCGCCACACUCCAUCUUCUAGUUUACCGCCAAGUAUCGAUCGCAGAACUUUACGCUCAAAAACUCCGAGGACUCGUCGAUCAGCUUCCUUCCGCGUCCUUGCUUCAUGUCCGUAAAGGGCCACCGCGAGUAUCAGCGUCCUACACAGCGCUAGUUUUGUGCGAGUUUGCAAACUACGGGACCUUAGCUGGUUACGUAGUCCUUAGAAGGCCCUGUUCGCAGCUGCAACUCGUCGUUUCACUUCACGGCUCAUAUCGCUGUCACAUGUCACAAGCGUACCAGGAUAAACGAAUUCGUCAACCACUUCAAAUCGUUACCCAUCUAUCUCCACAUCAGCUAUCUCAUCCGCACGCACGAUUUUGAUCCCUCCAGCGUCAUACGACCCAGUUUAAUUAGCUUCGUAGGGAAACCGUGUUCCAGCAUGAUCUGCCACAGCUCGUUUCUUUUCACUGAGCCGUAUGCCGCCUUGAAAUCCACAAACAGAUUGUGAGUCGGUAAAUUUUACUUCCGAAACUUAUCGAGGGCCUGUCGCAGGGUGAAGAUUUGAUCCGUCGUGGAACGCCCCUGUCGAAAACCAGCCUGGUAUUGGCCAACAAAGGAUUCCGUUAACGUUCUCAAGCUUAAGAACAGGAUACGGGAGAGCACUUUAUAUGCGGAGUUGAGCAACGUUAUGCCUCGAUAGUUUCCACAAUCCAAUCGCUGACCCUUCUUAUAGAUAGGGCAUAUGAGGCCUUGCAACCGGUCGUUUAGCAUUUGUUCAUCCGCCCAGAUCUUUAGUAUAAUCUGGUGGAUCGCAUAGUACAGCCACUCGCUUCCCGCUUUUAGAGGUUCGGCCAGGAUAUACCGUCCUUCCCAGCGGCCUUGCCAUUUUACAGCUCACUAAUCGCCUUUUUCAGCUCCCCUUGUGUUGGUGGCUCCACAGCUUGUUCGUCACUCAUGAUCGUCAUCCUGUUCCUGCUCUGCUCAUCCGGCUCCUCACCGUUCAAUAGCGUCUGAAAAUGCUCCUUCCACCUGGCUACAACCGUCGCUUGAUCAGUAAGCAGGUUGCCGUCCUCGUCAUUACACAUGACCGGCACAGGGAAAUUCCUGCUUCAGACCCUGUUGACAGUUCUAUAGAAUGACCGCAUGUCGUUUUGAACAUAGCUGUCCUCUGCGCUGGCGAGCACCUGCUUCUCGUACUUGCGCUUUUUCCGACGGUGGGUUCUAUUUUCGGCAGCUCUUGCCCCCCUGUACCUCUCUCUGUUCUGACGCGUAGCCGCAGUGAGCAUGCGGCUCCUGGUACGGUUUUUCUCAUCUGUUGCUCUCUGGCACUCGGCAUCGAACCAGCCAUUAGGCUGUCUUCCACGCGUCGUACCAACCCCCUUUUUCGCACCAUUUAUGUCUUCCACUCCUUCCUCCUGCUGUUCUGCGAUCUGUUGUUCCAGCUCUCUGGCGUAUUCUGCUGCCACGCCAUCAGCCUUCAACCGCUGAAUGUUGAAACGCGUCGUCCUCUCUGUGCGAGAUUUCAGCACGACAACCGUGCGCGGAUCUUACAAACGACGAGAUAAUGGUCAGAGUCAAUGUUUGGUCCCCGAAAAGACCUAACAUCAGCAACAUCCGAAAUGUGCCGACCGUCAAUCAGUACGUGAUCGAUCUAGGAGCAGGCUCCUCUAUUUGGAUGCCUCCAGGUGUGUUUCCGGAUAUUCAAACGUGGAAAAUAUAAACUACAUAUGGCCAUUGGCCAUUCCUCUAGCCGCGGCAAAGUUUAUCAGCCUCAGGUCGUUCUCGUUGGUUGACGAGUGGAGGCUAUGCCUUCCAAUGACCGGACGGAAGAAUUCCUCCCUCCCAACCUGUGCGUUUGCGUCUCCGAUGACGACUUUUACGUCGUGUUUUGGGCACUCGUCAUAGAUUCGCUCAAGCUUGUUAUACAACUCAUCUUUGACUUCAUCGGAUUUGUCGUUUGUCGGUGCGUAGGUUUUGAAUAAACUGUAGUUGAAAAUUUUCCCGUUAUCCUCAACACGCAUAUACGGUCAUCUACGGGCCUCCACCGGAUAAUUAUUAAUUAUGGUUAUCAGAUUAUUAUUCCACUUGCGUGCUACACUUUCUCAAGCGAUUCAGGUAAUGUUCUGGUUCAGUUCGCAACCAGAGACGAAUGAUUCCAGUAAGAGAAUGUUACACCGGAGUAACGUGUACGACAUGAAAUGUCGCACAAACCCACCAGCAUGGAAUCGUGAGGCAUAACCUGUAUAACACACGCUCACGAAUACGAAAGUACAGAACAAUCUAGUUACAGUACAAGUGAGUUAUAAAAAAUACCAUUGCUAAUGAAAGUUGUUCAGUUUCCUGAGAAUAGAUGUAUUCGUAAGUGACCCAUCAUCGCACUAUGGUCGGAAUCGUGAAAUUUCACGGCAAAAAUCUGUAAGUCGGAAACCAUAGAUGCUAGAGAUUUCUUGUCUUCUAGAAAGUGCCUCUACUAAGAGGAUUCUAACUUUUGGUAUGACUGGUUACUAGGAUGGUCCUAUUGUACUCAAAAUAAAAAUUGUAACUUUUUUAUCUUAUGACAUAGAGCAAUAUUGUCUUCCACAAAAUUGUUGCUAAUUUAAUUUUAUGAAACUUUGUUAAAAAAAUUAUUGCUCUAUCUCGUUUUUUCACUGUUCUAGGGCAGUUUUUACAAAUUCAUUCGGGGUGGGUCUAAAAAAACACUUUUAUUGCUCUAGUUUUUUCAGCUUUAUUCGGAUUUGGGGCGCUUUUUCAUGCCUCAGAAGUCACUCGAAAAAAUCGAAUUGGAAUAACUAGAUAGUUUUGAAUGGUAGAUUAGCAAAUUUUUGUGUGAAAACUCCAAGUUUUUAAAUGCAUUUUAACCCUAAAGGGAACAAAAGUUGACUAAUUCUACAAAAUGGAUUUUGAAGGUGAAACUAUGUACUUUCAUCCUAAACGUGUUGUUGUGACAUAUAUGUGCAAACAAGGAAGUAGCGUGCCUCCAAAAAGUGUCACUUUAUAACGAAAAAAUACCUGUACCUUUUUUCUCUGAAAACUUAGCAAUUAUCUUUUAGUGUCAAAUUAUGCAGUUUUUCACGCCCUAAAAGUCACUCGAACACCGCUUUCAAAUCCGAAUAAAGCUGAAAAAACUAGAGCAAUAAUAGUGUUAUUUUAGACCCACCCCGAAUGAAUUUGUAAAAACUGCCCUAGAACAGUGAAAAAACGAGAUAGAGCAAUAAUUUUUUUAACAAAGUUUCAUGAAAUUGAAUUAGCUACAAUUUUUUGGAAGACAAUAUUGCUCUGUCAUAAGAUAAAAAAGUUACAAUUUUUAUUUUGAGUACAAUAGGACCACCCUAGUAACCAGUCAUACCAAAAGAUAGAUUUCUCUUAGUAGAGUAACUUUCUAGAAGACAAAAAAUCUCUAAAAUCUAUGGUUUCCGACUUACAGAUUUUUGUCGUGAAAUUUCACGAUCCCGACCAUAGUGCAUCGUGGAAGCACUGUAAUUCGAAUGUAAAAUCUGCGGUGAAUUUAGAAAUAAAUAUUUCGUGUAGGUAUAUACACUUAUCUUGACAAAAUCCGAUGAUUUUUCGUAUGUGCAGAUCACCAUUCUAGUCGCAACGAACUGUUUAAUUGCGCACCAUCAAAGCCAACAACGUAUGCGCAGACUUUUUCCGCUGCCCUCACAGAACCAAACAUAAGCAGACCCUUUCAUGGUUCUCUCCGCUUUCUGCCUCUCAGCAGAUGGUGCUGUCUGUCGGAUUAUACAAACUGGGCAUAAACCGAAAUAUUCUCAGCCACAAUUACAACAUAGAUUUCACAUUUUUUUCACGUAAUAUGCACUCCAUAAAGCGCGACAAUUCCGGACGCAACAUGAAAACCACCGACACCCGACGAGCGUCCGACCGGCUCUUCCAAAAACACUCAUAAAUUUCGAAACUAAACUCACUUUACGCUAACAUUUAUAGGUACAACAAUAUUAAACAAAUUUUUACUCGAAAUAUAAUGCGAGUGAAAUUUUUUACGUCCGAUUGCGGCCAUGGCCUGCUUCGAUUUCUAUUAUGCAUAUAUUAAAUUCUUAAUGCGUUUAAUGUCGUUUUCGUUUUUGCGGUGUAGCUACCCCGCGGACUACACUUUGUCCUAUCACUGUUUUUUUUACAUUUUCCGGACUAUCCCGGACUACCCUUUUUCUGUCCCGGACAGUCCGCGCAAGAAACAGAGUGCAGUUUUGAAGACACCAACACAUUCACACGUAUGUGUCAAAAUAAAAAAAAAUGUGUCAAAAUCGGUUUGCUUUGAUUAUCGUUCUUCGCGUGUCUAACAUCAGGUUGAAUUUUAUUUAUUUUAUUUUGUUAGUUUGUAAUUUUUCAGUAAAUUGGCAAAUUUUUCGUACAGCAGCACAAACGCGAUAAAAGACAAUGGCGAUAAUGACCAAAACAAAAGUGACAGCUACCUCUGGUAUUAUACGCACACCAUUGCAACUGCUCGGAAAGUGUUUUUUUAAGCUGCAAAACGUAGUCCGGGACGGGAUAGUCCUGCCGUAAAAACGAAUUCGACAUUAGUAAGUUUGUAACAUCCUCUGUUCAUGGAAUUCACUCUCAUCAGGAUGCACGGUAUUAAGCUAAUUUUAUUUUGCUACCGUAUUCCGCGCUUCAGUUUAAUAAUCUUUUUCAAAUUUUAAUAAAUUGAUAUUUCAGUUAUUUUAAAAAGGUCGAUUAAAUGCUAUACACACUUUAAAUUUAUUGCCGGGUCUCGGUAAUUUUUGCCGAGAACGGCACCACUGAGUACUUGGUUAAAGCAAUAAUGACAGCUGUCACAUUUUUUCGUAAAUCUCGGUUCAACCUAACUGAAAUUUGGGCAUAAAAUAUUACCGAGCUCUCACUACCGAGAUUACGGAUAUUUUGUGCCGAAAUUUCAGUUAGGUGAACCGAGAUUUACAAAAAAUGUGACAGCUGUCAUUAUUUUUUUAACCGAGCACUCAGUGGUGCCGUUCUCUGCAAAAAUUUCCGAGACCCGGCAAUAAAUUUUAAUUGUGUAUAUCUUACUCAUCAUACAUGUUCACUCGGAUUUUUUUUCCUAUUUCAUUGUGUUUGCUUUAAACUAAGUUCAGUUUAUCAAAUAUAUCUAGCGUAUCCGAUUAUUUUGCGUUAGGAGCUAUUGCAUUUGUUAUACGCUGUCAGAUUUACUAUUACACCUAAUGAAACCAUCUCAAUUCAAUCAUUUAAGUUUGCAAGUUGAAAGGAAAUGUAAAUGGCAGUCCGCAAAGGCAACAACCAACAAAUGCACUAUAAAAAGUGGUUUUCAACUUUGAGCAAAAAAAAAAUCUAAACGAUAAUCUAUGAACAAACAUAAACAAUUCCAUUCUCUAAUAAUUCACUCUAUCAAGUAGGUAUAAAUAAUAAAAACAUGCGUCAAUUCAUAGCUAUAUAACAGACUAUCACCCCUAAAAAUUUGCCAAUAUUUCAAACUUCCGGUUCUCGCCACAGAUAAACAGAACGCUUACCGACAAUAUUGAAAAAAAAAAAUCCGUCAAUAUUUCGAUCUUGCAGAACGCAAAAAUUAAAAUCAAAACGCCUGAAACCAACUGUAACAGUGAAGAACGUCAGUCUAUCUCAGAGUGGUGAAAUUGUUUCUCUUGCAACCGAGCAAAACCCCGCUACAAUACUAGUAAAUAAGCGUAAGUGUGCUUGUACAUAUCGAUAGAUGUUCUUGCAUAAGAUGCACCUAUAAUGUCCCAAUUCCAGCGUUAAAUCAAUGAUCAAACCAAAAAGUAUCUGUCAAGCAAAACACAGCGUAGUUUAUUCUAAUUUUUCAUAAGAAUGAUAGCAACAAAAGAGUGGAGGAUUAUAACGGAGUGAAACAGCAUGGUCCAAUUACAUAUUCCAAUAAAGCUGAACAAUGUCAAACGUAAGGUGGGCAUUUGAAGCAUCGGAGAGUGAUUGUGAGCACAUCAUUUGACAAUCAACACUUUUAGCUCACUCCAGGUUUAUUCCAGAGAAUACUAUUAUUUGCUCAAAUCGAGAGUAUCCGGUGUACAAAAACGAAAUUGAAAUUUACAAAAACAAAAAUGGCACAACUUUGAUUUUAUAUGUUUUUCUUUUUCGCUGUUUACUUUCACUUGAAGAAUAUGCAAACUGAACAGACACGUUUUCUAGAAAGUUGCUCAUUUAGCCAAUAAUCAGUUCAUUCUAACAACGGCUGAAUAAGCAAUGAUACAGCUAGAGAAACUCAACCGAGUAAUUAAAACAAAUUUAGGACAAGCACGUUUUUAUUUUUCGUUCUAAAUCGCAUCAUAGUAUUAUGAGUGGUUUGCAAAAUACAAAAAAGGAGAUUUUGUGAUAAACAAUAAACGCGUAAAACCACCGAAAAAGUUGGAAAAUGUCGUUGUGCACGAAAAUGAUGAUCAAAGACAAAAACAAUGCGAAUAAUAAUGCAAUGUUCGGAAGUUCUAGGAGAGAGAAAAAAUCAAACAUGAAUCUGCAGAAAAACAAUUCAAUGAUAUUUUAAGUUUAGUAAAGCGGGCAAUGUAUGUAGUUUCGCGGGAAUGCGAAGAUGAACGGGAAUAGAAGGUGUGACUAGAAUUAAAAAAAAAAUUCCCUCGUCCAGAAUUUUUUUUCUAAUUCUAGUCACACCUUCUAUUCCCGUUCAUCUUCGCAUUCCCGCGAAACUACAUACAUUGCCCGCUUUACUAAACUUAAAAUGUAAGUCAAUAUGACAAAAAAUGAAAUUAGUUCGUAAAGUAAAAUUCAAUGAUAUCAAAAAGGUUAUAAAAAGAAACUACAAAAACAAACCAAUCAAACAGUUUUUAAACUUUCUCAAAUACAUGAUAUGGAGGAGCACAGUAACUGUUUAGAAAGUAAUUUUUAUAAUUGCGAUUUUAUAUAUUUUAGCACAAACUCAGCGAGCUGUUUUCGAUUUAUUGAAAAAAAUAUCACAAUUUGAAAUAAGGUGCAAAUGAGGUUUAUACAAUGGAUUUUAGACUUUGCUGAAUAAAACAACAACCUUUGCAAUCGUUCGGUGUGCCAUAUAUUAUUACUAAUAAAUCUCGUUGGAGAUCUAGAGUUUAAGCUGCACGUCACAAUCACAACACUACUUUUUCGACGUUUACUUGCUGUACAAUUAAGCGCUGAACAAGCAGCAGAUAUCACUCCGUUUACAAAUAGACUAUCAAUACCAAAAAAAAAAUAAUUCCCAUAUACAACCGUAUAGUUUCACACUCAGCACAUUUUAACUGUGUUACUGUUUGACUCUGCGUAUCGUAUGUUAACAUUAGAUAGGAAUCGAAACCAACUGACAAUCCACAUAGAUUUUCUAUAUCAAUAUAUCUAACGUAGAGUAGAAUCCUAACCAUAAUGUAGUAAGUAUUCGUCAGGCAACACGUGUCCCAUUAUGUCCAUUUGUAUAUCCGUUACACAACUGCCGUACGAUGAGAAUGAUGAUAAGGUUGAUGCCGUGAUAAGCAGGUACAAACGAACUCUUUUCCAAUUUUCUCCCCUCCAUAGAGAAAACAACUGGAUUCUAUAAUAGUCAGUAAAUAGAAACUUGUUUCCAGGCUGUGAUAAGAACAUUGGUUAGACUCUGUACUUUUUGUUGUGAUUUGGGAUCCAUGCUACGAGUUUGUCGCAAUUGGAUAACAAAACGUCAUUGAAACAUUGUAUUCAACUUUCAGUAAUCACCCAAAUUGGCAUCAGAAAAACAGUUUUUCAAAAUCAAUAUAGACCAUAUCAAGGCUAUUUAGAAGCAGAGGGAAAACUUUACAAACUUAAUAGAGGGAUUUCAUGCCAAUUAAAUAAGCCGUUGCCAAACUUUGUGAGUUCCAUAGAUUUAAAAAAAAUCAUAAUUAAAAAUGAAUGGUUUUGAUAAAGAUCAAUUUUAAUUUUAGAGCUCAAUGUUUUCCAGUGUGAAUUAAAAAAAAGUAAAAUUGUUAUAAUAAAAUUUGAAAAUUCCAUUUUAGUUCAAAAUUUUGUAUAUUCUACAGUUAAAUAAUUAGAAGAAAAUUACAACUAAAACCUUUGGGUCCUCUAAAAAAGAACGUUUUUUGAGAAAUCUCUAGUAUACUGAAAUCUGGCAGAGUGUUGUCAACUACAGAAAUAAGUUAGCGUGAAAUCCCUCAACAAUGACAAUCUUCAAAAAAACUAAAUUAUCACGACGGACUUUCGUGAACAAGAAGUACUUUUUAAUACAGUAUGCACCACUGUUUCCAAAUUUGUAAAGAGAGGGAAUUUAUAAUCUCCUAAUCUAAACAUUCAAAUACAAGUAAAUCAAUGUUAUUCUCUAAGAAAAGUAUUACUUUUACUAGCUACAUACAUCUGUGUUGAACGAUCAUAGCAUUUACCAUUGUUAAGAUGAGUAUCAUAUAACAAAGUAAUAUUUACAACCAUAGUCUAUUUUAUAUAUUAUAACAAUCGCAAUACCAAUGGGAUUCAUACAUUUUAAUUACCUUCUGAAGCACACCAAAGAAGCAGAAGCUCAUCUUCGUUUUCUCAAUUUGUGCUGAAAACAACUAAUUUCCUGAAACUUCACUGAUGUGUGCCGGAGAAAAACAAGACGAGAUCUAGAUGUAAAUAAUCGUGUUUUGCAAUAGCACAACAUUUCAAGCUAGAGUAUAGUAAAAGCAUAUCGCUGCGGAACGUUCUGAGCAUAGGAGAUAAACCUAUGCACUAGUCGCCAGUGAGAACUUAUAAUCGAAAAAACAACUUGAUGUACACGAACAAUACGCUAAUCAAGACACUCUUCAUUAUCGGUAAACCAGAAAUAAACACAUUGUGAACAACAAACCGAAUUGUACUGUAAACGUGGUUAACUAUUUAAGCUUAAGUCGGAAAUAUAAACUGCAGACACCAUGAUAUUGAAAA